Messenger RNA from Helianthus annuus (common sunflower), 1456 nucleotides. Its product is annotated as thioredoxin-like fold domain-containing protein MRL7L, chloroplastic. NCBI's taxonomy places the organism in Eukaryota, Viridiplantae, Streptophyta, Magnoliopsida, Asterales, Asteraceae. The transcript is spliced from 7 exons. Gene Ontology annotation, cellular component: chloroplast stroma. The record is from RefSeq and is a predicted model, not a curated record. Bases 144 to 1103 code for a protein of 319 amino acids. Gene Ontology annotation, biological process: regulation of DNA-templated transcription; chloroplast organization.
CAACAGAGAACACUCAUCAUCAUCUUCAUACCAAGUUUUUGUUGCAGGUUCUGCUUCUGCUUCUUUUGCUAUUUGCCGAACUGUUGUUUUUGAGGGUUUUCAGUUCAAACCAGUGGAGCUGGAAAUUGGAUUUGCGUUUCGCAAUGUCAUUACAGUGUACGGGAUUAAGUUCGGUGUCAUUUUACCGAUCUGUGUAUGCAAAGGAGAAUGUAUUAAAAGCUUCUUUUUCACUUAAUAAGCCUCCUUUUACAAGCAUUUCACUACCGAGAUUGCACUUUAUGACUGCAAGUUUGAGAAGAAGUAGUCUGAGAGCUUCUAAAGUCUUGGAUAAUAAUGAUAGUGAAAAAAAAGGAGUCAAAGAGUCAAACAAGAGUGAUCAAAGUGACGACGAUGAUGACGAUUUUGAAAUGGACGAAGAUGAGAGGAAAGAAUUCCGGGAAAAGAUUCGACAAAUGAUCGCAAUGAACCCUCAGGUUGACGAGGAAGUCGAUCCUGAAGAAAAAAGAAAAAAGAUGCAGAAGCUUUUAGCCGAUUAUCCCCUUGUUGUAGACGAAGAUGAUCCCGAUUGGCCUGAAGAUGCUGACGGGUGGGGUUUUAAUUUUAGUCAGUUUUUUGAUAAAAUGAGCGUUAAGAACGUCAAAAAAGAUGACGACGAUGAUGAUGGUGAAGUUAAUUGGCAAGAUAUACGUGCCAUUAAAGACAUCACUUCUGCAGAGUGGGAAGAAACUGUAUUCUCGGACCUCAGCCCGUUGAUUGUUCUAGUGCAUAAUCGUUAUAGAAGGCCAAAGGAAAAUGAAACGGUUCGUGAUCAGUUGGAGAAAGCCAUACAGCUUAUAUGGGAUUGCAGGAUACCAUCACCGAGGUGUGUUGCAAUUGAUGCUGUCGUGGAGUGUGACCUAGUAUCAACACUAGGAGUUUCUGUGUUCCCCGAGCUCAUAUUUACAAAAACUGGGAAGAUUUUACAUCGCGAAAAAGAAAUAAGAACAGCCGAUGAGUUGUCAAAGAUAAUGGCAUUCUUUUAUUAUGGAGGAGCAAAGCCAGAUUGUCUUAAUACCUCUGCAAUCAUCAAUGAAUUAGUUCCUGGUUUCACCACCAAGAAAUAGAAACCACCUAAAUCAGCAAUCAUGCUACCAUGACUUGUACUUUUUGUAUGAAAAGUUGUGCAUUGCUGUUUUCUGGGCAGUGAACGGCUAUUAGACCAAUUGGUUGGGCUUUCGCACCAACUUCAGUGGUACCUGGGUUCGAAACGAGGAGACCCUCCAAAAUUUCUUAGCAGUUGUAUAAGAAAUUUUGGAAUUAGUAUUUACAUAGGCAGGCAUCUGUAUGUAUUUAUCAUGUUACAUUAUUCAUCAUACAUUGUUUUCAUUUGGCUUUUGUUGUCAUAUAUACUUGCAUAAUACUAUGUAAAACGCUACAUGUAUUUAUCAGGUUACAUUAUUCAUCAUACUUUGUAACA